CCCGGCGGCGGUUAAGUGCGGAGCGCGGGCGCCCGGGUGCUUCGUGCCGCUGGCUGAGCCGGGCGGGGGCCGGCUGCGGGAGCGAGGGACGCGCCUCUCGCCGGACCCGCUUCCCGUCGCUGCUCCGCGGGCUCGCCGGCGGCGGGCCGGGCGGGCGCAGGGCGGAGGGGCUGGGCUUGAAAGCGUGCGUGUUUCCUGCCCGCGGAGAGGCGGCCGAGCAUGGAGGUGUUCCCGUCCCCGCUGGAGUCCGCCAAGUUUAUAGCCGACAACAGCAAAGACGUCUCCGUGGAUGAGGAGGGGGCGCGGCGCGUGGCCGAGAGUUUGUUCGACAAAGUCUCGGCGGCGGAUUUCGGGCUGGCGGGGUGGAAGAGCCUCCACGAGCUGAACCCCCAGGCCGCCAGCGAGGAGGCGGUGGACUGGGUGUUCCUGGUGGACACCCUCAACUUCUCCUUCUGGUCCGAGCAGGAGGAGCAGAAGUACCUGGUGAAGUACAAGGGUAAAACGCACAGCGGCUACUGGUCCCUCUGCGCCGCCGUCAACAGGGCCCUUGACGACGGAAUACCUAUUACCAGAGCAUUGUAUUAUGCCACUAUGACACUUGACCAAGUUAAGCACGUAUUUCGCUCUGACACAGAAGUCCCUAUGCCUUUGAUUGAAGAAAGACACCGGCUGCUGAAUGAAAGCGGAACAGUUCUGUUGGAGAGGUUUGGAGGCUCUUUCCUCACCUGUGUUAAAAUGAGUAAGAAAAGUGCUUAGAAACUACUAUAUUUAGUAGUGGAAAUUUUUCCUUCUUACAGAGAUGAAGAAAUAUUUGAGAAGAAAAAGGUGUCUUUCUACAAACGGGCACAAAUACUUGUGGCUGAUACGUGGAGUGUAUUGGAAGGCAAAGGAGAUGGCUCUUUUGAUGACAUUUCUAGUCUGACUAUAUUUGCUGACUACAGAAUUCCUCAAGUUCUUGUUCACUUAAAAGCAAUGAAGUAUUCUGAAGAACUAAUGAAGAAACUACGUGAAGGAACGGUUUUCCACUCUGGAGAUAAAGAGGAGGUGGAGAUCCGUGGCUGUUCCAUUUGGUGUUGUGCAUUGAUUUGUAAGCACCUGCUGGAGCUCUACGACAAGAAGGGUCAGGACAUGCGUGAAAAGAUCAAUGCGGUUUUACUCGAUUACUAUCUCUGGGACUAUGCCAGGGAUCAUAGGGAAGAAAUGAAAGAUAUUCCGUUUCACCGAGUACGGUGUAUAUAUUACUAAGUCCAGUGUGAUAGCUAUUGUACUGAUGCGUUAUCUCUUGAAUUGCAGUUGUUCUUUUCAUACAGUGGUUUGUUAUAUACCAGUUUGGAACUGGCUAAAUCAAAUGCUUGUUUUCUGCUGAUGUAUUAAGAACUUGCCUUUUUUUUUUUUUUCUUUUUUCCUCUGAAUCUUUCACUGUCCAUGACUGGCAUUAAUGGUGUAAACUUUGCUGGACAAUCCUUGUUAGUACGGGGUUUAUUAUUCCCACUUUAAGUUCCAUAUAUGUGUGCGUACGUGUACUUGCGCAGGUAGAUGUGGGUAUGGACGUGUCUGUCUGCAUCCCAGCCUUCUGGGCCACUCUCUCUGCCCCGCACCCCCCCCGCCCCUUCCCGCAGUGCUGCCGAUUGCUGCACGGACACUGAAUAAAGCGAGCGCUGACGCGAA
This is a messenger RNA of Aquila chrysaetos chrysaetos, 1668 nucleotides long. RefSeq names its product chromosome Z C9orf64 homolog (gene QNG1). The record is from RefSeq and is a predicted model, not a curated record. Lineage: Eukaryota; Metazoa; Chordata; Aves; Accipitriformes; Accipitridae. The transcript has 4 exons.